This is a messenger RNA of Alosa alosa (allis shad), 2883 nucleotides long. RefSeq lists its product as uncharacterized. The transcript is spliced from 4 exons. The record is from RefSeq and is a predicted model, not a curated record. Lineage: Eukaryota; Metazoa; Chordata; Actinopteri; Clupeiformes; Clupeidae. The coding region runs from base 347 to 1471 and encodes 374 amino acids.
UCUCCUUUAAGACUCAGUGUGGUAUAGAGGGGGACUUCAGAUUACAAUUCAUGGAUCCUGAUUUUAAUGAAUUUAACAAUCUGACUUCAAUCUCCGAUGUCCAGGACAAAACCACCAUCAAAGUAGUCUUUAAUUCCUUGCCCUGCUCUGCCUUAGCUGAUAGCCCAAUUCCCUAUUCAUCUGCUCCCCCACCAAACUCUCCACAUGACACCUCGUCCAUUUCCUCUGCCUCCUAUGACACAGACAUAUUGUCUUCUCCUGAGUCUACCUCAAGAGUCUUCAUGGCCCCUGGUUUUUACAGUGCCCCGGUUCUCAUAUGAUGCUGAGUUACAGUUAGGGCGGGCUAAUGCUGCUUUCAAAGACACUGGAACGUUGCUGGACCCUGAAACUAAACUCUUCCAUUCUUGAUGGCUUGAUUGAAACAAUUGUUCAGUUCAAGGUCUACCUCACUGAUGCUGAGUGUAUGGAGGUAGCUAAAGCUCUUGUGUCUGCACACCCUUGUUUGAAAGAGCCAGGCUCAGUCAAUGGAUGUGAUGGCUGGAAAAAGAGCUUGAAGGAUAAAUUAGGAAAUUACAGAAACAAGCUGAGACGCCUUGGAUGCCCCGAAGUUUCAGUGAAUGCCUUGACAAACAAACCUGGUGACCGACGCAGCCCUGCCUACGGUGUGAAAAAGCCAAAAAAAGCCGAAGUUAAUUACUUCCCAGCUUAUCCACAAGGUGAAUCAAAGGAGAGCCAGGAAUUGAAACGAGUAUUGCUCCUAUCAGAGGUGGAGAAAAGAAAUAAUGAGGAUCAGGUAUCUUUGUUGAUGGAUCAGACUUUUGCCCACCGACAUCAAGAAGUAGUCAGAGAUGCACCCAUGAUAGCUGAAUUGAAGGCGAGGUGGCCAGCACUCUUCACUCUGCGUGAGCUGUGUGCGGAAUUCAAAAGGAUCACCAUUGUCAACUUGCAGUCAAAGUUUUUCUCCCAGCUGGAUGCUCAAUCUGCAAACCUGAUGAAGGCAUUUAGCAAGAAAAGAGGGUACCCUGGGAAGAUGGCUGAAGCGCAUCGUAGUACCUAUAUGACUGAGGAUUCUGGCAUUGAUGUCCGUCGCGAAUGUGUUCUCAAGGGACUUUGUGUCUAUAUGAAUGAAGACCCCGAGAGCUUUGUGAAAGAAUACAUGCCAGAUGAUGUCAGUAGUCACACGGCCAUGGCAGAGACCACCUCCAUCUAUGUCCUUCGACACGAGGGUGCGGAACCUGGUGAUCCCCCAGAGGACGUUGGGAUCCUUCUUGAGGGUGUCACUGUGCUACGGGAGCUGCGUAACGUACCAUUUGCUUUUGCCAUUUUCAUUGCUCUUGUCUAUGCUCUCAACUUGUGUUAUCCGUCAGAGCAUAAGUACACAUUUGAAGCCCUCCAGAAGUUAGUUCUGGAGCUUGAUGGGAACAAGCUCUCCAAAAAAGUUCAAGCUCUGAAAACAAUUCUUGCUCGUUAAGAAUCAUUGGAUGAUCAGGCUCAAUUCUUGAGCAUGAAUCAUGAAUACUUGAGCAUUGUUUGUAUUACCUUAAAGGUGAAGUUUUUCAGUCAUUGUGUUUUGUGAGGAAAUGUUCUAUCAUAGUGUUUCCAGAGAUAGCUAUGAAUGCUGUAGUCAAAUGUAUUUUUGUUGGCUAAGGUUUUCCAUUCUUGUUUUCCUGUUGAGACUUGAUAAAUGAUUUGGCUCUAUAACUAAUGAUUAAGAAUUGUUUGCAUUGUCCGGAAGGUUUUCCAGAAUAUCUCAUCAAAUGUGUGCAAAGAUGACUCUGGACUUGGUAAGUCAGACUUAUUUUUUUAAAUAUUUUUCAUUUUUUUUGUCAGAUAUUGCUUAAUGUAUUUUGUUGGUUAGGCUCUGCUCUUUCAAUGCAACUCUCUGAACUAUACUUAGUUGUAUAUGUGCAACUACACAGCAUCUUUACAAUGUUUAAUUUGAUCUGUUAUGUGAAAACACAAGAUAUGCACUUCAGUGAGCACUUUAAUGUGCACUUGAACCCUUAAAACAUGCAAUAUAUAGCUCGACAAUAUUUUAAUGCGAGUUUGCAUAUUGUGAUUGUUUUUUUGGAUGUCAGGGUCUUUCAAUAUAAAUGUUGAAUGUUGUGCACUUAAACGUUGAUGUGAAUCCAAGGCUUGAAAUACAGUUUGUAUUUUAAAUAACAUCUUUGUCGUCUGUUACUUGUUUUAUCUUUUAGGCCAGUUAGUAAAUUACGUGGGCUCCAAACCUUGCAAACAAGUUUAAUGGACCCUAACAAAUUAAGUUGAACUAACCAAAGUACCUUAAGUUGGACCAAAGAAUUUGCUUAAUGUUGAAAGUAAGUUAUUUAAUCAUGUGGAAAUACUUUCCAUGAUUUUUUUAAGUAAAUCCAACAAAUAAUUUUUUUGAGUGAUCAGGUGCGGCCUUAACAAGCGCCAAAGCCACGCCUACAGGCGCUCUCAGGAGCAACGGCAGCGCUCAGAGUCGUCACAGCCUCGCACCUGGCCAAAGAUGACAUUAAGCGUUUGUUCUUUAUUCGUCUUUAUUAACCUCAUGUGUUUAUCCCUGUGUUGAUGUCUGUGGUAAACCCUUAUUGUGUGUUACAUGUGCGGCUGAGACUACCCCUGUGUUGCCCUUUGUAGUUAUCCAAUAUGUUAGAGUGUGUUUGAGUCUGCCUGUCCCAAAAAUUGUCCGUCCUGGCCAAAGGUGAUUCUUGUCUGAGGGUGAGAUUGCUACACUAGUCUGAAUGUCGAGUGUGUUUCUGCUUAUUGACAUAUAUAUUAUAUUAGCGUUCAGCACAAUGAUUCAUGUCCAAUUAAUUCCCCCUGAUAAGGUGCUUUGUUAUACUUGUUUGUCUUCGUGAUGUAGCCUAUGAUAAACGGCUUAUGGCCAAAUAGCCUAUG